Adineta ricciae is the source of this 813-nucleotide messenger RNA. The record is from the annotation of a GenBank genome assembly. NCBI's taxonomy places the organism in Eukaryota, Metazoa, Rotifera, Eurotatoria, Adinetida, Adinetidae.
AUGCCUUUGAAAAUUGUUUAUCGAUUCGUACGUUCAGCUCGCAAAAGUUGUAAUAAUUGUCAUAUAAUCAUAUUUCUACAUAGUAAAAUAAUUGCAGAAGAAGAUUUUCGUCAACUCGCUCUUUUCUAUUCGAUUAUCUUUAUUCCAUAUGACACAUGGAUAUCUUCACAUUUAAAUAUUCGUUUGUCGUCCAUUCCAACUGUUUCAUUACGAUGGAUUAUUAUAAGUCAAUAUUUAAAACGUUUAGAUGAUAUAAAGUCUCCAUACAAAUAUGUUUUUAUAUGUGAUUCACGUGAUGUUAUAUUUCAGCGAAAUAUUUUUGAUUAUGUUAACGAAUAUGAAGAUGGUCUCUUUGUAUUUCAAGAAACUACAAAAAUGAAUAUAAGAAAAUGUAGUUAUAAUUCGAAAUGGAUUAAAGAUUGUUAUGGUGAAACAGAACUUAAUCUUAUUGGAGAUCAGAAAAUCAUUUGUGCUGGAACAAUUCUUGGUUCAUGGAAAGCAAUGAGGAAUUAUUUAUCAAUUGUAGAACAAGUGACAAGUCAAAGAUAUCAACAAUGUAAUGAUCAAGGUAUUCAUAAUCAUAUUGUUUAUAGAGAUAAAAUCAAUAAUACGAAAAUUCAUAUUAUUUCACACGAACGUGGUUUUGUUGGAACAUUAGGAUAUUCAGCAACAUUUAAAAGAAAUCAAUUUGGACUUAUUCUUAAUGAAAAUGAACAAGUUUAUGCUGUUAUUCAUCAGUUUGAUCGAAAUAAACAAAUAACUGGUCAAUUGGAAAUUCAAUAUCAACUAUGGACUGAUUAUCAACAAGAUUAA